Colletotrichum truncatum is the source of this 1515-nucleotide messenger RNA. RefSeq names its product major facilitator superfamily transporter. Lineage: Eukaryota; Fungi; Ascomycota; Sordariomycetes; Glomerellales; Glomerellaceae. Gene Ontology annotation, molecular function: transmembrane transporter activity. Gene Ontology annotation, cellular component: membrane. The record is from RefSeq and is a predicted model, not a curated record. Gene Ontology annotation, biological process: transmembrane transport.
AUGUCUCUUGACGAGAAGGCCCCCAAAGAUGUGGUGGGCUCGGCCUCGUCCGUCGAUGACACGGCGUCCGGCUCCGUCGAUGCGGCGUGGAAGUAUCUUAACGAUCACCGGGAUGCCGGUGUUGAUACCAGCUCCGUCGACCUCAAUGCUCUUCGCCGUAGGAUCGAUUGGCAUAUCGUGCCGCUCAUGUUCGGAUGCUAUACUAUGCAGUUCCUAGACAAGGUCAUUCUCAACUAUGCUGCUGUGAUGGGCAUCAGCAAGGACCUGAAGCUUGUUGGUAACGAAUUCUCCAACAUUGCCACCUUCCUUUUCGUCGGUCUCCUGUGCUUUGAGAUCCCCAACAUCUAUUUCCUCCAGAUGGUCCCUGCGGCUAAGUGGUUGGGUAUUAACGUCAUUCUCUGGGGUACCGCGACGGCCUGUGGCGCUGCCGCGCAUAACUACACCUCCAUGCUUGUCUCGCGUAUCUUCCUGGGAUUUUUCGAGGCUACCAUCGGCCCUUCCCUGAUGCUCAUCAGCUCUCAAUGGUACACUAAGUCGGAGCAAGCCCCUCGCUUCUCUUUCUGGUAUCUGGGUUUGGGUCUGGGCCAGAUCAUGGGCGGCGCCAUCUCGUACGGCUUCCAGCACGUUGCACCUGGCAGUGGCCUGGCCGGAUGGAGAAUCAUGUUUAUCGUUCUCGGAUGCCUCACGGUCGCUAUUGGCCUGGCCACCCUGCUCUUCGUCCCCGACACUCCGAUGAAGGCCCGCUGGAUGAGCGACACCGAGAAGGUUGCCCUGCUGAAGCACGUCAGUGUUAACCAGACCGGUAUCGAGAGCCGCAAGUUCCGCCCCAAGCAGAUCCUUGAGGCCCUCAUGGACCCCCAGAUGUACCUGAUGACUCUGGCCGUCGUUCUCCUCUCCGUCUCUAGCGGUGUCAUCACCACAUACUCGGCCACCCUUAUCCGCAACUUGGGCUACGACCCGAAGCGUGCUGCUCUGAUGAACAUGCCCUCUGGUGUUGUGAGCAUUUUCUUCACGCUCUUCGUCGGAUACGGUAUUCGCCACCAGGCCAACCGAUGGGCGUGGAUCAUUGCCUGCAUUAUCCCAGCUAUCAUCGGUGGCGCUCUCAUGUCUUUCCUCCCCGUUAGCAAUCGCGCUGGCUGCCUGGCGGGUAUCUACCUUGUCAACGCCGUUGUUGCUCCCCUGACCGUCUUCUACGCCUGGACCGCAGCCAACUUUGGUGGCGCUACCAAGCGUGCAUUCGCCGCCGCCAUCGUCAGCGGUUCCUUCUCCCUCGGUAACAUUAUCGGCCCCCAGACUUUCCAGGCCCGUGAUGCCCCUGAGUACCGCCCGGCUAAGAUUGCCGUCAUGGGCACACAAGCUGGCUGUGCUCUUGUCACGUUGGCUCUCUAUGCCUACUACCGCUGGGAGAACAAGAGACGUGGUGCCAAGCAGCAGACCGAGGACGCCUUUAUGGCCCCUGAGGUCUGGUCCUCCAUGACGGACAAGGAGAAUAAGCAAUUCCGCUAUAGCUACUAG